Messenger RNA from Diatraea saccharalis (sugarcane borer), 903 nucleotides. Lineage: Eukaryota; Metazoa; Arthropoda; Insecta; Lepidoptera; Crambidae. The record is from the annotation of a GenBank genome assembly.
AUUCGGCUGAUGACCGCUGAGCUUAGACAACGUCACUACACUAAACAAAAUACAAAUUCAAAAUUAAUUUAAGAAGUGUCCAAUGCUUCCGAAGCUCAAAAUGGGAACAAUAUUGAGAUGUGCGAUUAUUUUGUUAAUAGCAGACAGCUCUAUGGUCAGUUUUAGUGCUUGUACGGAAGUAACAAACACUGUGGAGAAAUCUUUUGAGGCGAACCAGGUGGUGCCCGAUGUGGUAUCUAAAGCGCCUACUGCUCUAGUCAAGGUGGUGUACCCCAACGACGUGGAGGUGAAGGAAGGUAACGAGCUGACCCCCACCCAAGUUAAAGAUGUCCCCACAGUUACGUGGGAAGCUAGCCCUGCCAAUUUAUAUACUUUGGUUAUGACAGACCCUGACGCGCCGUCUCGUCAAGAGCCAAAGUUCCGUGAAUUUUGUCACUGGCUGGUGGGUAAUAUUCCCGGUGACAACGUGGCCUUCGGCGAGACCCUCUCUGCCUAUGUCGGUUCUGGUCCACCUGAGAAAACUGGUCUCCACCGAUAUGUGUUCCUAGUAUACAAGCAAGCAGGUCCAAUCACCUUCGAUGAACCUCGUAUCCUUAACACGUCUCGCGCUAACCGACCGAAGUUUUCCAUAGCCAAAUUUGCGAAGAAAUACAAUCUCGGUGAACCGGUAGCUGGCAACUUCUUUCAAGCUCAAUACGACGACUACGUACCCAUACUCCAUAAGCAGCUUGGAGGAUAAAGUUUUUGCAAUUGGCGACAACAAACUUUCUUGUAAGGCCACAAACAGGCUUUAAAUUACUCGAAUUCUAUAUAAUCUAACAUCUAAUAAGGUAACAAAUAAACGUGGUAUUCUAAGAAAUCAAAAAGCAUUUUUUUUUUUCAUAUAACUUUAUGUAGUUUAUA